AAAAACAAAAAAUAACUUUGUAGUUUUUUUGGGCAAAUGGCAAGUCAUAUUCUGGUGUAUGGCAUUGGGGCAUUGUCUCUUUCCCGCCGCUCUUGCAGAGUAGUGAGUGAAUUGGCAGCGGCGGGCGGCGGCGGCGGCGGGAGAUGGCAAGUUCUGGAGCAAGUUGACAAGGAAUUGAGCCAGGGGAACGAUAGGGCUGCUUUGAAUCUCGUGAAGGAUUUUCAGGCCAAAUCCGGCGGCCUCCGCUGCUUCGGCGCCGCUCGUCAGAUUCCACAAAGGCUGUACACACUAGACGAGUUAAAACUGAAUGGAAUCGAAACUACGUCUCUUUUAUCGCCUGUAGACAGCACGCUAGGUUCUAUAGAGAGGGGCAUUCAGGCUGCUGCUAUUGCAGGUGGAAUUGCUGCAUGGAAUGUGUUUGAUUUAAGUCCUCAACAAAUCUUUUAUCUAUCUCUUGGAUUGUUGUUUUUAUGGACCUUGGAUGCGGUUUCUUUCAAUGGCGGUAUCAGUUUCUUGAUUCUCGAUACACUUGGCCACUCAAUCAGCAAAAAGUACAACAACAGGGUUGCUCAACACGAGGCAGGCCAUUUCUUGAUUGCAUACUUACUUGGAAUCCUUCCCAAGGGAUAUUCGCUUACCAGUUUGGAUGCUUUGAAGAAGGAAGGAUCGCUCAACGUUCAAGCUGGGACUGCGUUUGUGGACUUUGAAUUUCUCGAGGAAGUGAGCAAAGGAAAAGUAUCAGCCACUACACUAAACAGAUUCUCGUGUAUAGCGUUAGCUGGUGUGGCAACAGAGUAUAUUCUCUAUGGUACUGCAGAAGGAGGCCUUUCGGAUAUCAACACGCUGGACAAUUUACUUAAGGGCUUGGGGUUUACUCAGAAGAAGGCAGAUGGGCAAGUAAGAUGGGCUAUUCUUAACACUGUCUUAAUUCUUCGUCGCCAUGAAAAAGCUCGAGCAAAUCUUGCCGAAGCCAUGUCUGAAGGACUAUCUGUGGGCUCUUGUCUUGACAUAAUUGAGAAAACCACAGAUGUAGCUGAUCUGUAGUAUGUUCGAUACACAUUCAUAUAUGUUUUUUUUUUUUUUUGGCCGAAAACUGAAAUUGUGAAAAUAAAAUAACUGCGGAAAACUGAAAAAUAGCAACUAAAAGCUUUUUCGAGCACGAAAACCAAGUUGCGGAACCGAAGGAAUUUUGUCUAAUA
Molecule: messenger RNA, 1199 nt
Organism: Erythranthe guttata (spotted monkey flower)
Lineage: Eukaryota; Viridiplantae; Streptophyta; Magnoliopsida; Lamiales; Phrymaceae
Product: stress regulated protein
Biological process (GO): proteolysis
Molecular function (GO): ATP binding; ATP-dependent peptidase activity; metalloendopeptidase activity
Source: RefSeq, a predicted model, not a curated record